AUGCCUCCAAGAUACGACGAGGCGCCCGAGCUGAUACCUCAGAAUUUUCCAGAGGUUCAUCACCCACCUGCAGCACCGGAAGUGGCCAGCACAUAUGGACAACAUACGCCGGCAACUCCUGUAAAGCCUGAAGAGGCAACCAACCUGUCAGCAGGAUAUACAGGUUUUGCGCCAGUUGAGCAUCCUCUACAUUCGUCAUAUAUGUAUGAUUAUCCAACUGGGUAUGGUCCUACACUACCAUCAGAGCACGGCAGAGCGUCGCAACGAGUACUAGGAUGUUCAGUACUGGUGUUUAUUCUAUCCAUUAUCAUUGCCCUCUUAUCGACGGCCGUCAUCGGCUUGGCAGCCGGAACUGGAGUCGAAGCAAGCCGAGCGAACGACGCGGAGGCGCGUUUGGCUGCACUCAGUGCUUCGCCGGCAACUGUCACUGUAACAGCACCAGGGUCAACAGCAACUGAUUCCAGCGCAAUUGAUAAAGGAUGCUCUACAAAUUCAGCAGGAGUGACGGGAACCACCUAUGGAUCUCAAUUUUUCAAUAAUCCUAUUUUCAAGAUAUACUGCAACAGCGACGCUCCAAAUAACCCGCUCUACUCUCUCUUCGUGGGUAAUUUUGACGACUGCAUCGACGCUUGCGCAUCUUAUGCUUUUUACAUACCUUCGGACUUCGCCAGUAAUUCCACGUCUAGAAAUGCGACCUGUGCCGGGGUCAGCUUUAUUCCUGCCUGGACUAAUCGCACGUUCGCAUUCGACCAAGACGCGCCGGGCAAUUGCUAUCUUAAGCCUGGACCGCAAAAUCAAACAGCGUUGAAUAACCCCAACAUAGGGGGCGCUGCUGUUCAUGCAGCGAUUCUGGAUACGCAAUCCUAA
This is a messenger RNA of Daldinia childiae, 867 nucleotides long. RefSeq lists its product as uncharacterized. The transcript is spliced from 3 exons. The record is from RefSeq and is a predicted model, not a curated record. The coding region runs from base 1 to 867 and encodes 288 amino acids. NCBI's taxonomy places the organism in Eukaryota, Fungi, Ascomycota, Sordariomycetes, Xylariales, Hypoxylaceae.